AUGUGGCUCAACAUCGCCGCUCCCCUUCCGGUGGAUCUCAAAGUGGGCGAAAGCUCGCGUGCGGCAUUGCGAUGGGUUCCACGUCUAUCGUCGCCCCAGUUGGCCGUUCGAAAAGAGUCGACUCCGGCCAACACGUCCGCCUUCCCCCCCGCACCCCUCACCACCACUUCGAUGGAUGACUUUGUCAACCCCUCCACCGCCGUUCCGGCCCAAGGAAGGGUGCAUCUCUCCGCACCCAGGCUAGACGGCCUCAAGAGACUCCCUCAUCUGGUGGAGGACGAUGCGGGUCUCAGCGCCCGAGGCGAAGUCCUGCUCGUACUGCUCUUUGUCGUUGCAUAUGGCUUGUCAAGUGCCAUUGUGACGGUGUUAUGUGUAAGGAAGGCGAGAGCGAAGGCGCAGAGACGGAGAUUGGUGGAUGAAGGGUUGAAUGAGAAAUUGAGGUUGUCGUAG
This is a messenger RNA of Kalmanozyma brasiliensis GHG001, 450 nucleotides long. RefSeq lists its product as uncharacterized. The transcript has a single exon. The record is from RefSeq and is a predicted model, not a curated record. Lineage: Eukaryota; Fungi; Basidiomycota; Ustilaginomycetes; Ustilaginales. Bases 1 to 450 code for a protein of 149 amino acids.